Adelges cooleyi (spruce gall adelgid) is the source of this 2937-nucleotide messenger RNA. Its product is annotated as katanin p60 ATPase-containing subunit A1-like. NCBI's taxonomy places the organism in Eukaryota, Metazoa, Arthropoda, Insecta, Hemiptera, Adelgidae. Bases 94 to 1668 code for a protein of 524 amino acids. The record is from RefSeq and is a predicted model, not a curated record. Gene Ontology annotation, cellular component: microtubule cytoskeleton. Gene Ontology annotation, molecular function: ATP binding; ATP hydrolysis activity; microtubule severing ATPase activity. The transcript has 7 exons. Gene Ontology annotation, biological process: microtubule severing.
UAUAUUCACAAAUUAAUUUCAUUCAGGUGCUUAUAAUAAUAUUUGCAUGUUAAACUUUCUGAGGGGCAAUGUCCCUCGUGCUAUUCUGAGUACAUGGUCGCGUACAUCAGUUAUUAUAUUUUACGUUUUCCGACAAUGACCGAUGUCCAAACAUCGAUUACACUCCCCUCUAUAAUAGCAUAUACUAGCUGUUAUACCCUCAGUCGCCACAACAACGCCAUGUCCGAAAGUAGCCGAAACGUCGAGUUCGAAAUACAAAUGACCGUUCCGGUCACCACGAGGCAUUUGUACAAACUUCCAUCCGGAUCGUCUAAUAAUAGACCAACAGGAUGGAUAGUGCAACAAGAAGUAGCUCGAAUGAUGGAUUCGUUAUUGGAUCCAUUUUCAUCAUUCGCAUCAUUUUCCAAACCUGUACGACGAACAAACCAAUCUUCAAAAAGAUCUCAUCUAUACAGAUCGUCGUCUCAACAAACACAAACAAUGCAGAACUCAACACCUAAUAUAAAUCGAUCUAACCACGACAAUCAUCAGCAACGAAGAUCGAACGGACCAUCAGAAAAGUGGGCUGCAACAUUAAGAAGAAGUGAUCCAGAAUUACUGCCGGCUAUAACAACGAGGAGAGAUAGGUGUUGUUCACAUCCCGGUGGAUAUAGAACAAAACCAGUGAUACCUCCGUUAAACUCACAAGCACCAUCUACAGCUCGACAAGCCGAUCAAAAAAAACAAAUCCAAAAAUCCAAAGCACUCAUAGGCUAUGAGGCCCAUUUAAUAGAUAUAAUCGAAAAAGACAUUUUACAAAGGAACCCAAACGUACAAUGGGACCGAAUAGCGGGAUUAAAGCACGCAAAAAAUUUACUGCAGGAAGCUAUGGUUUUGCCGAUGCUAAUGCCUGAUUUUUUCAAGGGCAUUCGGAGACCUUGGAAGGGUGUUUUGAUGGUUGGACCACCAGGUACAGGCAAAACAAUGCUAGCCAAGGCGGUAGCCACUGAAUGUGGAACGACGUUUUUUAAUGUUUCGUCGUCAACAAUGACUUCGAAGUAUAGAGGAGAAUCAGAAAAACUAGUUAGACUAUUGUUUGAGAUGGCGAGAGUGCAUUCUCCGUCUACUAUAUUCAUAGAUGAAGUCGAUUCCCUUUGCUCCUUACGGGGAUCCGAAGGUGAACAUGAAGCAUCAAGGAGAUUCAAAGCAGAACUCCUUAUACACAUGGACGGUUUAAAUUCAAUUAGUGAAGAAGAAAACAGUCCGUCUAUAAUGGUUUUGGCAGCUACUAAUCACCCUUGGGAUAUCGAUGACGCUUUUAGAAGACGUUUCGAAAAAAGAAUAUACUUGCCUUUACCAAACGAUGAGUCUAGAAUGGCAUUAUUGAAGUUAUGCCUGGAAGGCGUGGAUCUCGAUGAAUCGUUUGACUAUCGAUAUGUAGUGAACAAGUUAAGGGGUUACACUGGGUCGGACAUUGCCAAUGUCUGUAGGGAUGCGGCCAUGAUGGGUAUGCGACGAAAAAUUGUCGGCCAAACACCGGAUCAAAUCAAAAAUAUUAAACGAGCUGACAUCGACUUGCCGGUAACUGUACAAGAUUUCAACGAAGCAAUACAAAGGUGUCGAAAGACUGUAACCAACCAAGAUAUCGAAAAAUACCAAGCGUGGAUAGAUGAAUUCGGAUCAUUUUGAUUUUCCAAUGUUACCAAGAAUGUGCAAAAUCUGUAAUAAAAACAGCAAAAAAUAUGAUUGUAUAAUACAAAAAAUAAUCCGUCCAUGUUAAACAUUUAUUUUUAAUGAUUACCUAUAAUAAAACGAAUGCAUGUGUUUAACGUUUCCUCUACUUAGGGGAUUUCGUUUUUAAAUAGGAUUCUGGGUUGUGAUUCAAAUUUGAAUACUUUAUUUUUUAAUUUUAAUAUUCGUAAAAUUCAAGUCAUUGGUUAAUUAAAUAUCCAAAUACUUUAAAUAUUGAAUACAUUUUUAAUUAGACAAUAAUUUAACUAUAAAGUAGUACUUUAAAGUAAUGAGAAAAGGCGUACAGAGCCCGGAGCGGCAAGUCUUAGGGAUGGCACAAUCUUACCUCAUAAAUUAUUUAGGUACAUUUUUUAACUAUUUAUAAAAAAAUCGAAAUAUUAAAUUUUAAAGCGCAAUAUUAUAAUUACUGUUAAUUAAGGUAAUGCAGAGUGCAUAGACUGCUGGUUGAUCAUUAAAAAACUCUAUUUCAAAUACAUUUUUAAAAAACCAACACAGUCCAAACCAAUCAGUCUAAACCAACCUAGUACAAAUUUAAUAACGUAAAAAUCGAUAUAGAUGAAGUUAGAAAAGUUCGGAUGAACUAAUUAUUAAAUAUUAACGUGAUUUCAUCGCAUACGAACGCUUCGAUGUGAAUCUGUGCAUACUGGACCCCGCUGGUAAUUUUUCCUCGCUGUGCUUGAUUCAGGCUUUGCUGGUUUAGUCAAUACUUCGUUUGUAUUGUAAUUAGUUUGAGCUAUGUUGGUUAACACUGUCCUGGGUUCUUACUAUUUGCAGAUUUGCAUCAAAGCGUUAUGUUAAUGUUUACGUUUACGUUAAUUUUAUUGUGUUAUAUUUCACAUUCAUAUUUAAUAAUAAUUUUACUCAACUUUGCCGACUUCUUUUGUAGGUAUUGAAUUAUACGGUGCUUAGUUAUGAUGUUCUCGGCUUAGUUUUCUACUUCACUUUUUAGUUUUUCCUUAGCUAGUUUUAUUAUUGUGCUGGCUUUUACUAUUCACAAAUUCCCAACGAAGAGUUUGAUUGCGAUAAAAUCACUUUCAGAUUUAAUAUAUUUUGACUUUAUCCCAUUUUCCUAACUUCUUACUAUACCUAAUGGUUUAUGCUGUACGAGGUUUAGAUUUAUACUGUUCUGGUUUAGACUAUGAUAGAUUUUACAGUAGGUAUUUAAUUUUACUGGUCUAGUUUUUUACUUUUUGUUAUUUUUGUUGU